This is a messenger RNA of Soboliphyme baturini, 369 nucleotides long. NCBI's taxonomy places the organism in Eukaryota, Metazoa, Nematoda, Enoplea, Dioctophymatida, Soboliphymatidae. The record is from the annotation of a GenBank genome assembly.
UUCAUCAUCGCACAUUUAAACGCCAGGAAACCAGCGGCUCAGGCAGCGGUGGCUGCCACGUUUGCAAAUCUCUGUCUGCUUCUUCACUUAUCAACUUCUUCCGGCUGUGAGGCGAAGAAGAUUGCCCUUAUCCAUGCUCUAGUCAGUAGUUGUUCUCCUGAAAACUUAGGAAUUCAGAUUGACCUCAGCGAACAAGCAAUUUUCUACAUUUUACAGGGAAUCGUUACUCUGCUAUGGGGUGACAAACCGACUGUGGACUAUGCUUGCCAGCUAAGUUUGAACUUAAUUAUUACCAAAUUGAAGGACGCGACUUCUGAAGAAAAGUCUAAGGAAAUAUCUCGUUCUAUUGAACGAAUGAUACUUGUUUGA